Messenger RNA from Carcharodon carcharias (great white shark), 2354 nucleotides. Its product is annotated as 4-galactosyl-N-acetylglucosaminide 3-alpha-L-fucosyltransferase 9-like. The transcript is spliced from 3 exons. Gene Ontology annotation, molecular function: alpha-(1->3)-fucosyltransferase activity. Gene Ontology annotation, cellular component: membrane. The record is from RefSeq and is a predicted model, not a curated record. The coding region runs from base 199 to 1332 and encodes 377 amino acids. NCBI's taxonomy places the organism in Eukaryota, Metazoa, Chordata, Chondrichthyes, Lamniformes, Lamnidae.
GAAACGUCAACUCUUUUCUUCUCCGCCGAUGCUGCCAGACCUGCUGAGUUUUUCCAGGUAAUUCUGUUUUUGUUUUGGAUUUCCAGCAUCCGCAGUUUUUUUGUUUUUAUCUCUGUGAUCAACGCACUUGCCCUAUCACAAAUCUGUUGGGAAAAGACGGAAAAUCUUCGACCAGAUUGUGGGAAAGUAAGAGAUCACAUGGUUCUGCGUGGGGAGUGUCUGUAUUACGAUGUACAUCUGUUGAAUGUUUGUCUCAUCUUCUUACUAGCAGGGUCCACCGUGAUGUCAGCACCUAAUAAAAGGAACUUACGCAUCCUGUUAAUUUCCACCAUCAUUAUGGUCUGUUUUUUAAUAUUUUCGAUGCUGUAUGUCAACCCAUUUAACACCUGGAUUUAUGUUCCCAUAGACACAAAAAACCUCUUUAUGCCUGCAAAGAAUGACACUAUUGUACUCAUUUGGUUUUGGCCUUUUGGUAAUACAUUUGAGCUCAAUUCUUGUGAAUCUGAGUUUGACAUCCAUGGCUGUUAUUUGACUGUGAAUAGGAGCCUGUACACCAAAUCCCAUGCUGUCCUUAUCCAUCACGGGGAGAUAAGGAGUGACAUGUCCAACCUGCCAACACAACCUCGACCAGCUUUUCAGAAAUGGGUUUGGAUGAAUCUGGAGUCACCCACCAACACUCAAAAAAAUACUGGAAUCGACCAGCUCUUCAACCUGACCUUGACGUAUCGGCGGGAUUCAGAUAUCCAAGUGCCUUAUGGGUCUCUGUCAAAGAAGAAAGUUCCAUCAGAUUUUAUAUUUCCCAAUAAAAGCAAUCUAGUGUGUUGGGUUGUAAGCAACUGGAACCGUAAGCUUGCCAGAGUGAAGUAUUAUUAUGAACUCUACAAAUACAUUAAAAUCGUCAUUUAUGGUCAAUUCCUCUGGCAACGCCUGAGCGAUAACAAUUUGAUUCCUACAAUAUCUAGGUGUAAGUUCUACCUUUCCUUUGAGAAUUCAAUACAUGAAGAUUACAUAACUGAAAAGCUCUACAAUCCUUUGCUUGCAGGCACCGUGCCUGUGGUCAUGGGGCCAUCGAGAAACAACUAUGAAAAUUACAUUCCAGCCAAUUCUUUCAUUCAUGUGGAUGAUUUCCACUCAGCUAAAGAGCUUGCGGGUUACCUGCAAAUGCUAAAUGAUAAUGAGGAUUUGUACAUGCACUACUUCAAAUGGAGGAAAUAUUACACAGUGAGGCUGACUCGUUUCUGGGAUGAACAUGCAUGUAAUGUGUGUGAGAAUGUAAAACAACAUCAAGAACAUAGAUCAUGUUCCAGUUUGGAGAAAUGGUUUUGGGAUUAAAUUCAAAAAUGUAGCUCCAGUAAAUUUCAGUAUCUAUGGAAUUCAAUGGCCUUUUCCAACUAAAAUAAUUUAUUGUUAAUUUGAAAAAAACAUUAAGUGGCAGAAAUUUGUUUUGAGCAAUGGUGCAAAAUGGGAGAUGUCAGGUCGACCGUCCAGUAUGUACAAUGUCUGAUAUUCAGUUUCAUUGUAACCAAUCCAAUACCGCCUUUUUUGCAGCUGUGUCCUGAGGCUAAUUUGUACCCCUAAUUUUUUUGCUUAACUUGAAAAAGCAUCUACAACCUUACAUCCUCUCUAGUUUUGUGAGAAUUCAUCAUGCCUUGGACACUUCAGUAGUGGAUUUCUGAGCAUCAAAUUCUCAUCCUAAAUUGUCUUCCACUGCAAAAUGCAAUUGCUUUUCAAGCAGAAUGUUUUUUUAUCGCAAAGAGCCUUCACACUGUCUUUCCCCUGGCACUGCCACUUGUAGAAUAAUAUUAGAAAAAAAAUCUUUACUGGAAAUUAAGAAUAAAAUGUUCCGAAACAAAUUGAACAAUUGACCUAAUAUUUUUAGUGCAGGAACAUUAUUCAAUUUUUAUCACAUUUUAAAGAAAAGAGCUUUCAAUGAUUUAGAAGUACUGUAAAUUUACAUGCAUCCAUUUUGGGUAGAGUUGCAAUGCUUUGUUUAUUAUUUAUAAUCUUACUUGACCCUCAAGUCAUCACCAUGUUGCUGCGAUUACAAACAAAGUAAAUGAACUGACUUGAAGACCCACCUUUAAAGCCUCAAACAGCAAGGUAAUUCUGUGAUUGAUAGGGUCCAUCCUGACUUUCUUCCUCUUUUUCACUUACUUGUUGCCCCUUUGACAACAUCUUUACCUCUCCACUACCUCUGUCGUUCAACUGCUUGUCUGAAAUCCAGAUUGUUUAUGGGUCAAAAAACUCUGUAGCAUUUUAAAAGUAGACACUUUAGACAGCCUUUUUGAUCAAGCCCCAGUUUCACAGUUAUGUCUAACUUUGAUAUUAUGUUGCAUUGGAUCUGUCGACUGCAG